This is a messenger RNA of Erigeron canadensis, 630 nucleotides long. Its product is annotated as casparian strip membrane protein 1-like. Lineage: Eukaryota; Viridiplantae; Streptophyta; Magnoliopsida; Asterales; Asteraceae. The coding region runs from base 1 to 630 and encodes 209 amino acids. The record is from RefSeq and is a predicted model, not a curated record. The transcript is spliced from 3 exons.
AUGGAAGGCGACUCGACUGCCAUCAACAUCAAUGAGACACCCAAGGAACGGAAGGGAAAGGCACCCCUUUUGGCCACUCCUCCAGGUGGUUCAAGCACCAGCAAAUCAGUACCAGUUAAACCAUCACCAAAGGGUGGUUACAAGAGAGGUUUAGCCGUGUUUGAUAUUGUUCUAAGGCUAGCCGGUGUGGCUACUGCCUUAGGAGCCACAAUAGCCAUGGGUUCCACCGAUCAAACUCUACCCUUUUUCACUCAGUUCUUCCAGUUCAAAGCCAGUUACGACGAUCUGCCAGCUUUUUCGUUUUUUGUAAUAGCUAAUGCCAUAACCGCGAGUUAUCUUGUCCUCUCAAUUCCCAUCUCCAUUGUGUGUAUUAUGCGUCCCCAUGCGGCCAAGCCAAGGGUCCUCCUCAUGUUCUUCGACACUGUUAUGAUUGGUUUGACAACAGCAGCAGCCGGCGGGGCUGCAUCCAUAGUCUACCUGGCUCAUAACGGAAACCAGGAUGCAAAUUGGCCUGCCAUUUGUCAACAGUUUAACGAUUUCUGUCAGAAAACAAGUGGAGCCGUGGUGGCUUCUUUUCUCUCGGUCGUCAUUCUCAUGAUCUUGGUCGUGCUUUCUUCUUUUUCUCUGUAA